Messenger RNA from Cadophora gregata, 2447 nucleotides. RefSeq lists its product as uncharacterized. Gene Ontology annotation, biological process: transmembrane transport. The coding region runs from base 694 to 2241 and encodes 515 amino acids. Lineage: Eukaryota; Fungi; Ascomycota; Leotiomycetes; Helotiales; Ploettnerulaceae. The transcript has 5 exons. Gene Ontology annotation, cellular component: membrane. Gene Ontology annotation, molecular function: transmembrane transporter activity. The record is from RefSeq and is a predicted model, not a curated record.
GGAUGUCGAACGACUUGAUACAAUAAACUACUCGUGUUGGGGAGUUGGAAAUUUCAGCGCACUUGACACCAGUAGUCAUGGCAUAGCGAUCAAUCCCUGUUGAUGCCAUUAACCCCACGAGUGGCCCGGGGAAACGGUGGGAAGCGACCCGUUUCGUCGCUUGAGAGCCGGGGACGUGUUUAUAUUGCCUUCUUUUGAUUUUCCAUCGUUUUCUCUACCUGUUGAACGGUGUUUGUGCAGUGAUGUUUUAUGAUGAUGGGAUAUGUGAAGUAUUAUGUGCUACACAAUCCCAGUUGGUUAUGGAGAAUGCUACAAGCCAGCAUUCCACCUAACUUUUCAUGUCUUUAGGCUUUCCCCAAUCCCACUUUCCCCAGUGCUUACCCGCUUUAUGGGCACACGGUCAUUUUUGGAGGGUCUUCCUCCGGUGAACAUGGGGGCAAAAGUGGGCGUAGAAGUGGAUUUUCAUGAAUCGUGCGCGUCUUAUCGUGACAAACAACCAACGGAUAAGUCCUCGGGUUAUCCGCAGUGUUUCCACGGGUGAUGCCGAUCGCUUACCUCUCUUGGCUCUUAUUGUUAUCGGUAUUGCUUAGGAUAUCGUUGAGAACAGCCUACAAGAACAGGAGACAUGGCCAGACUUGAAGGGAUCAAUUUUGCACUGUGUCCAAUUUCUUCGACGCCUUUCAAUCUCACCAAAUGGAUUCCUCAAACGAGAAGAUGGAGAAAACCAAAUCGAACCCUAAAGUUGCGGAUUUCAGUGAGGGAGAGGUUUCGAACCUGGACGAAGCCGAUAUUUUCCUACGCGACAACAACUUCAGCCCAGAGUACAUCCAGGAACUGCUCGCCGACAAAGAUCUGAAUAAACUUUUGGUCCGAAAGAUAGAUUUAAUAUUACUGCCUCUUCUUGCCGGCACUUAUGUGCUCCAAUAUAUCGACAAGUCUGCAUUGGCUUAUUCAGCAGUCUUUGAUAUACUCACAGACACAAAUACUUCAUUGUACCAGUACAGCUGGUUGGGCAGUAUCUUCUAUUUUGCCUACCUAAUCGCUGAGUACCCAUGGUCAUACCUGGCACAGAAGACUCUGAUGGCAAAGGUUGUGGCUGGGUGUAUCAUUUCUUGGGGGAGCAUCUUGAUGAUUACGGCAGCUUGCAGCAAUUUUACUGGACUUGCGAUCUGUCGUUUUCUUCUAGGCGUGUUUGAAGCACCAAUUACACCGUGCUUCAUGAUGAUUGUUGGCAUGUGGUACACACGUCAAGAACAACCAUUGCGGGCUGGAGUUUUCUACUGCUGCAACGGCGUCGGCUCAAUGGUUGGAGGUGUUCUCACUUACUGUAUCGGACAGGUCAACACUUUCCCUGUAUGGAAGCUGAUCUUUCUCAUCUGCGGUGCGGUCACCGUUCUAUGGGGGUGCUUGAUCCUCUGGCUUUUACCAGACAACAUCAUCUCGGCUAAGCGAUUUAGUCUCGAGGACAAGGCAGUCCUUAUUGGACGUGCCAAACUCGGACGGACUGGGGUGCUCAACAGAACAAUCAAGUGGUACCAAAUUAAGGAAGCUAUCCUUGACCCCCAAGUUUUGCUCCUCGCACUUUACAUGCUCCUCAAUGAGGUCAUCAACGGUGGUAUUGCGAACUUUGGCAAGCUUAUCAUUAAGGGACUUGUCAAAAAACCACUUCUCACCACUGCCCUCGGUAUCCCACAAGGCGCUUUUCAAGUAUUCUGGAUUCUUGGUGGAACUUUCCUUGCAUCGCGUUUCAAGAAUGCUCGCACAAUCGUCAUGAUGAUGUACCUCAUGCCUACCAUCGUCGGCGCCUGUCUCUUGUGGAAGAUGGGCCGUGAGACACAAGCUGAGAAAGUUGGUGUUCUGUUCGGUUAUUACAUCUCCGGAUCAUACGUAACUGGUCUCGUCCUCGCCCUCCAGAUGCCUGCUACAAACUUGGGAGGAUAUACGAAACGUACGACUGGAGUGGCGAUAGUCUUCAUGACAUAUUGUGUUGGAAACAUCAUCGGCCCACACGCAUUCAUCGCAAGUGAAUCACCAAGAUACCCAACAGGCUGCAAAGUCAUUCUUGCCUGUUCAGUAACACAGGUUGCAAUUGCUCUUGCCUUGCGAACACUUCUCAUAGCUCGCAACAAGAAGCGAGACGCAGCUGCGCCCGCCGGAACGAACGCUGAGUUUAACGCAGUUGAGGAAAAUGGUGGGGAUCUCACCGAUUUCGAGAAUCGAAACUUCCGAUAUAUUUAUUAAGUACCUGGUAACUGGGAAUAAUGAGCAGUACGAUAUUUGUAGAUGAAUGUAUAUGAUUGACGAAGACGGAAUAUGAAUUACUAAAUAUGACGAGAAGAACGUUGCUCUCUCAGAUCUCGUAUAUCGUCUCAUUUCGAGACUUCGAACACUUGCGCACGAUUUUCGCCAGACUUCCGGCAUGAAAAAGAGUGUUUCUUUAUGUGCAG